GCAGUCUCAUUGUAGCCAAGCCGCGUUGAGAUAAUUAACAGUGGAUGCAUGAGCGGAGGCUGUUCGAAGACAACUAUUAGAUGGCAAACAAUACACUCAGCAACGGCGGGGUGCCCCAUCACUCGGCUAAUCGGAGGAGUGAAAGGUCAAUCGACAAGUCAAAAAAAGACAUCCCGGCUAUUGAGUGCCGCAACUGGCUGCUGCAUCGCCACUACACGCGUCACGAGUACAAAAUAUCGAAGUACUUAAUUGACCAGGAGUUGACCAACUCCAAUGGGCACAAUGAGUACGCGAGCUAUUUGAAGGGGUUGAUUCUUCGAAGAGAGGGAAAAAUUCAAGUGUCCCUCGACUGCUUUCAGAACUGUUACAAUGUCAAUUCCACGAAUGUCAACAACGUGAAGCAAAUUGCCAAAUCUUUAUUUCUUCUCGGAAGUCACAAGAGAGCUGUCGAUGCUUAUUUAGAAGCCGGCAGAAUGUCAGCCGCACCUGAUUGGGAGAUACAUCACAGUCUUGGUGAGUGCUACGUAAAAUUAAAUUUAUCGGAGGACGCCAAGAGGGAAUUCAAGAGGUCGACAGAAUUGACGAAGAAUGAGAUUCCCUAUCUAUCGCUGGCACGUCUCUACGUUGAGGAGAAUCGAGUCAACGAUGCUAUUGAAGUUUAUUCCGCAGCACUCAAGACUCCUUGUGAGAGCGAGGAUGCAGCUAUUGAGCUGGGGCUCGUGUACCUCAGGGCAGGGGACGAUCAGCAGGCAUUUCAACAAUUCGGGACUGUACUGGCGCAGUCCGCGGGCUGCACCGCAGCUAUUGUACCGAUGGCCUAUAUUAUCCAAACUCAUCAGGAGUACGAUGUUGCGCUGUUCAAGUAUAAAACUGCAGUUCAGAUGCUUCCGGAAUCCUAUCACCUGUGGAAUAACAUUGGCAUGUGUCUGUAUGGCAAGCAGAAAGUUGUUGCUGCAAUCAGUUGCUUGAAGCGAGCUCAUUACUUGAACCCGAUGGCACUGCUUCCGGCGUGUAAUUUGGGAAGAGUACUGCUGACCACCGGCCAGCCAGCAUCAGCAGCAAUUUACCUGUGCUCCGCAGUAACGGCAGCCCCUAAAAAUCCCCAGCCCUAUCUCCUUCUUGGAAUCGCCCUAAAGAAGCUUGAGGAUUUGGAGGGAUCAGAGAAGGCCCUUUCCAAAGCUCACGCGCUGACACCUCAGGACCCCCUCACCCUCAUCAAUUACGCAGUUAUCCUAGAGGAAAGAGGGAAAAGGGAUCGGGCCAAUGAGAUCCUCUCCGACCUCAAGGACAUAGCGGCCGUGACGACUGUCGAGCCGCAGAUUGUGGAGACUGCCAGGGGUUUGUCCCGAAGACUGCUGGCGAGUGCUAGAAUAACUGAAGACAAACGUGUACUUAAUGAAGACGAGGUUUGAAUGGAAAAUGUUUGUUGAAUGGAAAAUGUUUGUUGAAUGUAAAAAAAAACAUUCAACCUCGAAAUUGGAUUUUCGUCGUAAUUUUUCACAUUAAACUGGUCUUUUCUACGAUUGGAGAGAGUGCAUUUAGGGGUGAAGUGGCGAAAUGAAAUGAGUUAAUUGAAAUUUAUGAUCGAAUAUUGAAAAACUCCCCUCGUUAUCAGUCAACAAUGGGGGCAGGAAAAAAGUUUGAGAAAAAUUACCGAACAAGUCAAG
Molecule: messenger RNA, 1667 nt
Organism: Diachasma alloeum
Lineage: Eukaryota; Metazoa; Arthropoda; Insecta; Hymenoptera; Braconidae
Gene: BBS4
Product: Bardet-Biedl syndrome 4 protein
Exons: 10
Coding region: 81-1412 (443 amino acids)
Biological process (GO): cilium assembly; protein localization to cilium
Cellular component (GO): ciliary basal body
Molecular function (GO): protein binding
Source: RefSeq, a predicted model, not a curated record